Molecule: messenger RNA, 522 nt
Organism: Pectinophora gossypiella (pink bollworm)
Lineage: Eukaryota; Metazoa; Arthropoda; Insecta; Lepidoptera; Gelechiidae
Exons: 4
Coding region: 1-522 (173 amino acids)
Source: RefSeq, a predicted model, not a curated record
AUGAUAAAGUUACCAAAAACUAAAAGAGACCCUAAUACCACGAAGGACCUAUGCAAAUGUCGCCCUAUUUGCAAGAGCCGCAGACGUGAUUGGAAAGGGGAGAUCCAGAAUCCAUCAGCUGAGUUAUUGAUAGACAGAAAAGACCCCGCGGAAUGCUUCAGAAGAUGGCCCAUGAAAAUUUACCCAAACAGUCCCUGUCCGUUGUUUGCGAGAAACAAGCAAGUGAUCAUCAAAGAGAGGUUUGUGCAUGAAGACCCUGGGAUAAGUGUGGUCAGGAUCUGCCCAGCGCCCAUUGACGACAUUGUGGAUACCUUUUACAUGCAGGCGGCUGACAUCGCCAGGAACAUCGGAGCACUGAAACUAGUAAAGAAAUACUGUCCAUGCUGCUGUCGCUGCGGCUGCAUAUGCGGGGAGUACGUCAUGAAGGAUCCGGAGGGAGAGUCCACUCGUCGCCAGGACAUGCGUCGGUUCGAUGCCCGGGUCAAGGAAGAUUGCCUCAAGUUCCGAGCUAUGUACAUGUAG